Tupaia belangeri chinensis (Chinese tree shrew) is the source of this 2992-nucleotide messenger RNA. RefSeq names its product nuclear transcription factor Y subunit beta (gene NFYB). Gene Ontology annotation, cellular component: nucleus; CCAAT-binding factor complex. Bases 554 to 1177 code for a protein of 207 amino acids. The record is from RefSeq and is a predicted model, not a curated record. The transcript is spliced from 8 exons. Gene Ontology annotation, biological process: regulation of transcription by RNA polymerase II. Lineage: Eukaryota; Metazoa; Chordata; Mammalia; Scandentia; Tupaiidae. Gene Ontology annotation, molecular function: protein heterodimerization activity; RNA polymerase II cis-regulatory region sequence-specific DNA binding; DNA-binding transcription activator activity, RNA polymerase II-specific.
GUCGGCGGGACCCGAUCGUGGAGCCGGGUCACCCCGGCACCUGCGUGGGGAGGAAGCGGGUCCCUGGGAGGAAGGAAUGGCUUUGGUUUCCCGCAGUCUGGUGUGCACGUAAAGAAUGCAGCCAUCUGGCGGCUUGCGGUCCUUGGACUUGCCCCGAAGGUGGAAAGGAAGCCUUUCGGAUUGGACUAAGGUUUUAAUCAGCGGCGGUGGAAGGCGGGAGGAUAUGCAGGGCCUUAAGGAACAUAGUCUCCGAGAACAAAGAAUUACAGAGCACCCUCAGUCAUAAUCUUGCCCAAAGUCCUCUAACAAGAUAAUUAAAACAGGGUUAGGUAGCAUGCGACCUUUAAAAAAAAUGGCAUCCCACGAACCUGCAUGGUCUCCAUAGUUCCAUGAUUCGUGCCACAAACCGCUGGAGUGAUUUCAGCGCCUAGGAUGGAAACUAAUGAGCAACCGAAAAUGAUGAGUACACUGGUUGACAUCGGGCAAAGAUUAGACACCUUUUUAGACACGCUGUUCUUGAGCACCACUGACAACGCGGUUGUACCAGCAUUUCAUGACAAUGGAUGGUGACAGUUCUACAACAGAUGCUUCUCAACUAGGAAUCUCUGCAGACUAUAUUGGAGGAAGUCAUUAUGUUAUACAGCCUCAUGAUGAUACAGAAGACAGCAUGAAUGAUCAUGAAGAUACAAAUGGUUCAAAAGAAAGUUUCAGAGAACAAGAUAUAUAUCUUCCUAUUGCAAAUGUGGCAAGGAUAAUGAAAAACGCUAUACCUCAAACGGGAAAGAUUGCAAAAGAUGCCAAAGAAUGUGUUCAAGAAUGUGUGAGUGAGUUCAUUAGCUUUAUAACAUCUGAGGCAAGUGAAAGAUGUCAUCAAGAGAAACGAAAGACAAUCAAUGGAGAAGAUAUUCUCUUUGCCAUGUCUACCUUAGGCUUCGACAGCUAUGUGGAACCUCUGAAAUUAUACCUUCAGAAAUUCAGAGAGGCUAUGAAGGGAGAGAAAGGAAUUGGUGGAGCAGUCACAGCCACAGAUGGACUAAGUGAAGAACUUACGGAGGAGGCAUUUACUAACCAGUUACCAGCUGGCUUAAUAACUGCAGAUGGUCAACAACAAAAUGUUAUGGUUUAUACAACAUCAUAUCAACAGAUUUCUGGUGUUCAACAAAUUCAGUUUUCAUGAUCUGAAGAAAUGAUGGGGUGGGAGUGUAGAGAAGAAAGAAUGUGUACGAUUCUGGAAUGGAGACAUCGGAAGGAAAUGACUGGUGACAAGAUGUCUCUGUGUAUUAAAUAGCUGUAAUGUAGCUUCCUGAUGCCUGACUAAUUGAGGUGUUAAUUCUGACUUAAGAAUCUUUUUCAUGAAUGAUUUUAAAGAAAAAUUUGGAUUUUAAAGGUAUUAAAAUAUUUUUGUUUUGUACAAGUUUGUUGCUCUGUAUGACUACUGUAUGCAUUGUAUAUUGCAAAUUUAUUACUGUCAGAGAUUUGUAGACAGUUUCUUAUUUUUAUAUUGAAUCAUAUUACUUUUGUAAUUCAAGUAAGCAGCUGGGUUUAUUCAUGAUGUUUGCCCUUUUAAUAAAAUAUAAGGGUAGAGUUCAUUUUGAAUGCAAGUUGCCUUUAUUAUAAAUUUGAGUUUGUCUUGGUUAUAUAACAUCUUGCAUGAUAACUAACCUAGGUAGAUUUUUAGCAUUUGCCAUAUUUAUUAAAAUUACUUUUUUUGGGGGGUAAGACAUUCAUAGCUUAAGCAGCACCAUUUUUUAAAACAUGUAAUUUAGUAAUUAAGUGUGAAUGCAGAAGCAAAUAUUGUAUGUCUGCCCUAUUAAACCUGGUGCCCAUUAACAGUGUUUACACUGUUCAUUGUGCCUGUUAACAUAGUUUUACUUAUCGGAACUUUUGUCAAGACUAGAUUUGCUUUUGAGUUUUACAUUAUUAUGAGUGUUGGAAUUCAUUUAAGUUUAAUGUCGUCUUAACACUCUUAAAAUGGUGCCCUUUUCAUUUGGCAUAUAAUUAUUUCAAAGCGUAUCUUCAAGUACUAUAAUAUCCUCUUCCAGAAGAGGAAUUUUAUGUCCUUAUUUUACCUUUUUAAUUGCAGUGUCAGAUUUCCCAUUAUACUACGGGAACCAAGAAAUGUCAGACAUCAUUGUGUGUACAAACCUUUUGCACGGGUGAGUGAGUGAAACAGAAAACAGUGAGUGCUAUGAACAGUGUGAAGCAGAAGCCGCCAACUUCUCCUGUGCUGUCUUGAUCUUUGCAAUAAACUAAACUUAGAUAAUGUAACUUUGUAUAAUUUAGUAGUAUGGGUUGUUCUUUUUCUAAAGUUAGGACUGUAUUUUCUCAUCUGUUUUUUUUGGUGAUAAUUAACAUGAGGGUUUUUGUUUUUUGUUUUAAAUAUUAAAAUUUGUUAUUGUAUAGUUUGCCUAAAAGGAAGUUUGAGUGAAUGUCAUCUUUGGAGGACACUCAAAUUUAUAAGGUAGGAGCAUGUUCCUAGGUAUAGGCCAAACAGAAACAUUGACCUUGCUGGAAGGAGCCUUUGAGGCAUAUUUUGGCUACUCUAAAGUUAUUAACUCGCUCACCUCUUAUUCCCCCUACCAUUUAAAAAAUAAUCUUGUUAUAGAAAAUUCAAAUAGAAAAAAAUGAGCUAAGCAAAAUCACCUAUUAAUACCAUCUUAUGUUGAAUAACCAAUGUUAAUAUUUUGAUAAAUAUCAUUUGUCCUUUUACUUUGCUAAAUAUGUAUAUUUUUAUAAAAAUGGGCUCAUAUUGUGCAUAAUGUUUUGUAACCUGCUCUUUUCACUUUACAAUAUAUUGUGAACAUCUUUCCCAUGUCGUGCAUAGUCUUCUGCAUCAUUUUUAUUGGUUUAUUCUGUUGUAAGGCUGAAUCAUAAUUUAUUUGACCUUCUAUUGGACAUUUUUGACUAUUUUCAUCUUUCCACAGUUAUAAACACUUCACUGAAUCUUGUAUACAUCAUGACUGUUUUCUUAAAAUAAACUCUUGAAGUAGAA